AUGGAAGAUCAAACUAUCAAUACUGUCAUUGAUAUGGAUCUUGAAUCUCCAUCUUCUCAAGGAUUAGGUGAUUAUGAUGAACGUUUUCGAGCACAAACGCCACCACUACUACCACCCAUCAACGAACCAAUCUACAAUCAACUUCUUACAUCUUUACCUAUUACUCAAACAUUAUCUAUAGAAACAAAUAAAUCAUCUGAUGAAUUAAAUAAUAACAAUAUUGAACUUGUUCCACCUAUACCAAUAGAUUUACCAUUAUCUAUACCAAACAUUAAUAAUGAUCAUAGUAGUUUUAAAUCAAAUAUUGAACAAAUUGAAUUUCCAUCUAAUGAAAAUAGUAACAUUGAUAAUAAUCAUGCAAUAAAUAUAAAUGAGAAUUUAACACAAAUAAUUAAUUCAAAUUCAUCAAUGGAUAUUGAAGAUGAUUCAAAUCGUUCACGUGAUGAAUUCGUUAAAUUAUUAACAAAAGAAGUUUAUAUAUUAAAAUCACCAAGUCCAUCAAAAAUUGUUAAUCAUCGUAGACGUUCAUAUGAUAAUAAUGAAUCAAAUAUAAAUAAAAAUCUUUCAUCAACACGAACAGUAACACUUGUAUCAAAGAAUUCUGAAGAUAAUAUAAUAAUCGAAAGAACAGAUAUGAAGCAAGAAAAACAAGAUGAAGAACCAACAGUUAAACGUAUUAAAAUUACAUCAAAUAGUGACACAGAUUCUCCGAUUAAAAUUAUCGAUGAUCAUGAUUAUCGUCAAGAUCUUGAUGAAAGAAAACGACAAACACAAAUGAAUAAACGAUCAUCACGUUCUCGUUCACGUUCAAAAUCAACAAGUUCACGUACUUCAUCUAUAAAAGAAUCUAAAACACGAUCACCAUCAUCAUCAUCAUCCAGUCGUGCAUCAUCAAUUAGUAAUCGUUAUCGACGACAACAAAGUGAUUAUAAAUAUGAACGUCAUCAUUCAUCAGAUAGAUCUCAUCAUUAUCAUCAACGAAAUAUAAAUAAUUCAACUUCAAUAAAUUCACAACCAGUACGUCAUCAAAGAUUUAAUUAUAAUCAUCAAUCAGUUGCUGAUCAUCCACGUUUUGCUAAUUUAAAUGUACGAUCAACUCCAAUAAGAAGUCUCAUGCAUGAUUCAUUUGAUACAUCGAAUUAUUCACAGUCCUUAACAGAUUAUCGUGACAGAUCAUCUAUGACAAAUACAAAUCGAAACUUCGACUCUUCGUAUUACACUGACUUAUUCUCAAACAAUCGAAAUUAUUCAGAUAAUCAUAAUAACGAUCUUCCACCACCUCAGCCGCUAAUGUCUACUACACCAGCAAUGAAUUUUUCUUAUUCAUAUGAUUCAAAACCAUCUCAUACAAUAGAACGUUUGGAAAUGAUUCUUCAAAAUAGAACAAUAACAUCAUAUGAACAUGAACAGACAUCAUUAAAUGAUUAUUCUUCAUCAUCAUACGCAAUGAAACCACCACAAAAUAGUAAUAAACCUUCUUGGUCUUCAUCGAGAUAA
Molecule: messenger RNA, 1497 nt
Organism: Rotaria sp. Silwood1
Lineage: Eukaryota; Metazoa; Rotifera; Eurotatoria; Philodinida; Philodinidae
Source: the annotation of a GenBank genome assembly